AUGCUGCAGAAUAACUCAAUCACACUCCAAGAGCUGGCAGCAGAGUGCCAAACGCUGCUGAACCUCAAGCUCGACUCCGCCAUCAUUCAGAACCCUGCCACAUCUUGCACAGUCCAUACGGACACAUCGACCAAAUCGCAUCCCGUUACGCGGCCCAAGCAGGUGUCCAAGGCGAGAUCUCCAUCUUCUCCCGGGGCGAGGCUGCUGCCUAAUGGACAGAGUAAGGACGACAUUGUCUCCCGAAUCGAUGCUGCCGGCUGGGUUUUUUUAAGCCUUCGGAAAUGCCUGUGGAACCGACGUGACCUCUCCAUCGUGACUGACCGUGCAUCUGUCCGGUCUGCCCUUCUCUAUGGUUGUGAAUGCUGGGCUUUCCGCGUGGAGGAUGGGCGAAAACUGUAGGUAUUUGACCACCACUGCUUGAUGAUCAUCCUUCGAGUGAAGUUAACCGACUUCGUCUCAAAUGAGAUAGUCCGCGCUCGCUGCGGCAACAUCGCAAGGAUAACUCAGGCCAUCCAAGAAAGACGACUGAGGUGGUUUGGGCAUGUUCUUCGUCGUCCACCUCAGGAGCUCAGUGUUACUGCCCUCGAUCCGGCACCGUUGCCCCAUUGGAGGCGUCGAAGAGGGGGUCAGUUCGAAACCUGACUCGACACUGUCCGUCAAGACAUGGAGGUGGUUCUUGGACCUUCGGUAUUCGGUCUCCGUCGUUGGCGAAGGGAAUGGGUUGAGCUGUCUAGAUCUGCUGCCGCGGAUCGUCACACGUGGAGAGGUACAGUUCGUGACAUCAUCGAGGCCGGCUAGAUCAGGCAUGAUCGCAGCCAUAUAAAGUACAAGUUCAAGUAUCUCCUUGCCAGCACUGUGGCGCAUGGCAUUUCCACCGGCAUUGCACUUUCCGCCAACAUCGCUGCCAGAGUCGUAAUCACAUGGGACACCGUGAUUGGUUCUGCAAAUCAAUAUCAGCUUCUGGAAGCAAGCCAGUUUCUAGUUUCAGGCACCAUUACCGGUCAAAGCGCAAGCCCAAACCCCAGUCCGUUGAUAAUUCUCUGUCUUUUGGCCACUUCCCAGCUAAACGCGGCCGGUCGCAGAAAGUGUUUUAACGUUUUGCUCAAUGCAGUUCGCCUACAGUUGGACACGGCCUCUGACAUCACCAUCAUCUCUGAGAGACUCUGGCAGUCCCUUGGCGGUCCCAUGAUGCAGUAGACAUCCCAGUACGCCACAAGCGCGUGUGGUGGUCUCGUACAGCUGAUUGGGCAACUGCGAAGGUUUGUCCCGUUCCGCUAUACCAGCAUCACUGCGAUCUCCUACAUCACCAAGCCUGAUCUCAACCUACUUUGUCUCGACUGGAUUGCACAACUCGGUUUGGCCGAUAUGCCGCUCCGUGUUGUUUUUAGUCAGGUGCAGAUUCCUGUUGUGCUCACAGACCGAGCCAACGACAUUCUCCAGCGGUUUGCUCCAAUAUUCUAAGAUGGCCUGGGUCGUUGCACAUACACUCAAGCCGUGCUGCAUCUUUCUCCUGAAAGUCAACCAGUCUUUCGUCCAAAGCGACCAGUCCCAUAUGCAGCCCUACCACUUAUCGAGGUUGAACUGAGGCGUCUGGAGGAACUGGGAAUUCUAGUUCCUGUAUCCUACUCCGCCUGGGUCGCUCCAGUCGUUGUGGUUAAGAAGACGCAGUGUUCGAUUUGCAUUUGUGCUGACUUCUCCGCCGGACUCAAUGCCGCGCUGACGCCGAACUGCCAUCCACUGCCGGUUCCUGCUGAUCUUUUCACCCUGCUGAAUGGUGGCACUUGCUUUGCCAAGUUGGAUCUCGGUGAUGCGUAUUUGCAGAUCGUGGUCGCCACAGAGUCGCGCGAAUUAUUGACCAUCAGCACCCACCUCGGUCUGUUCCAAUAG
Molecule: messenger RNA, 1887 nt
Organism: Spirometra erinaceieuropaei
Lineage: Eukaryota; Metazoa; Platyhelminthes; Cestoda; Diphyllobothriidea; Diphyllobothriidae
Source: the annotation of a GenBank genome assembly